GCGGCCGCCGAGUGGCGGUGUGUGAGAGAGAGUUUGUGUGUACGAGACGGAGCGGGGUGUGAAUAUGGCGGACGGGGAGGCCGAAAGGGAGAGCGGCCUCAGCUCCGGUCCCGACGUCUCUACCGAACUCCCUCACCUGGAGAAAAGACUGCAAGAGCUAGAGAGCAACCUGCGAAUGGUAGGAGGAGCGGGAGAGGACGAGGCCUUGCAGGCAGCCAGCGACUACUGCCAGCGCUUCUGUCAGACUCUCCUUGAGUAUGCUGAAAAAUGGAAAGCUUCCGAAGAUUCUCUGCCCUUGCUGGAAGUGUACACUGUGGCCAUCCAAAGUUACUCCAACGCCAGACCAUACCUCACCUCGCAGUGUGAAAACGUCAGCUUAGUGCUUGAGCGGCUAGCUUUAAGCUGUGUUGAACUCCUCUUAUGUUUGCCCCAAGAGUUACCUAGUGAUCACUGGGGAAGAUUUCAAGGCGCUAUAAAGGCCGCACAUACAAGACUGACAGAAAAUGGCAGCCAUGAGCUUGUGCUCUUGUACAAUAUGUCUCAAGAAGAUGGCGUGUGGAGGGAUCCAGUUUUGGAUGCAAUUCUUAAUGACCAAAUGCAGGAUCCUUAUCAGGCCAAUGAGAUUUUUCAUUCUGAGGGCCCAUUACUACUGGAAAUGAGAAUUAAGCGUCUUCUGAAACUUGGUAGAGUGGCAGCAGCAACAUGUCUGGCAAAGAUCUGUUCAGACCACCAAGAAAUGAGCAAGAAAGGACACUUCAAACAGCUGUACCUGAAAUGUCUCUGUGCAGCCUCACCAAAUAUAAAGCUCAUAGAGGAGAUUGGCAAAGUAGAUUGCAAGGAUGCGUUGGAAAUGAUAUGCAAUCUGGAAUCUGAAGGGGAUGAAAAAACCUCACUUAUACUGUGUGCAGCCUUUCUAUCCCGCCAGCUCCAGUUUGGGGAAAUGUAUUGCGCCUGGGAAUUGACAUUGUUUUGGAGCAAGCUGCAGAGAAGAGUUGAACCGUCUAUACAAGUGUAUUUAGAAAUAUGUCGCCAGCUGUCUCAGUUAACGAAAACUGUGUAUCACAUCUUCUUUCUCAUCAAAGUUAUUCAGUCAGAGACUGAGGCUGCAGGACUUCCAACUUGUAUUGAACUAUGUGUACGGGCUCUUCGCUUAGAGUCAAGUGACAAUGCGAAAGUGAAAAUCUCCAUCUGCAAAACAAUCUCUUGUUUAUUGCCUGAUGAUCUGGAGGUCAAGAGAGCUUGCCAACUUACAGAAUUCCUUUUGGAGCCUACUGUGGAUGCAUACUAUGCUGUUGAGAUGCUCUAUAACCAACCAGACCAAAAAUAUGAUGAGGAAAGUCUUCCUGUACCAAACUCCUUGCGCUGUGAGUUGUUGCUGGUCUUGAAAACUCGAUGGCCAUUUGAUCCAGAGUUUUGGGACUGGAAAACUUUGAAACGACAGUGUCUGGCGUUAAUGGGAGAAGAGGCAUCUAUUGUUUCUUCAAUUGAUGAGUUAAAUGACAAUGAGGCAUAUGAUCAACUAGAUGAUUUCCAAGAAUUGACUAAAGACGCUACAGAAAAUGGACUUGAUUGCUUUACUGACCCCUCUCCUGCCCCUGAGGUCUUUGAACAAAAGAAGAAAAAGAAACGUAUUAAGAAAUUGCAAGGCGGAGGAUCCAUAUCUGCAAGAUUUAGAAACUGGCAAGCUUAUAUGCAGUAUUGUGUGUUGUGUGACAAAGAGUUCCUGGGUCACCGAAUAAUUCGACAUGCUCAAAAACACUGCAUAGAAGGCAUCUAUAGUUGUCCAAUCUGUGCAAAACAAUAUACCACUAAAGAAACCUUUAUCCCUCAUGUCACAUUACAUGUUAAACAAUCUUGCAAAGAGAGACUUGAAACUAUGCAGCCUCACAAGAAAUUGGAAAACUUGCCCAAAAAACCACAGACUUGUAAGAAUAAGAAACCUGUGACUGUUAAGAAACAAGAGCGACAAGUUAAGAAAAACACCCUCUACUCUGAUGACUUCAUAGUUUUUAAUGACAAUGACAACUCUGAUGAAAAUGAUGGCAAAGAUAAUCAGUCUGAGAAUCGGCAAGCAGACAAGACAGCCCCAGUUAAUGAGUUCCCUUGUCCUGUACAGUUCUGCAACAAAGGGUUCAAGUAUUUCAAAAAUUUAAUUGCACAUGUAAAGGGGCAUAAAGACAGCGAAGAAGCUGCACGUUUCCUUGAGAUACAAAGCAAGAAGGUAGUUUGCCAGUAUUGCCGUAGGCAGUUUGUCAGUUUAACUCAUUUAAAUGACCAUUUACAAAUGCACUGUGGAAGUCAACCAUAUAUUUGUAUACAGAUGAAGUGCAAGGCAAGCUUUGACACUUAUGCAGAUUUGCUAACACACAGAAAGGCGCAUCGGGAAUUCAGAGCAAAGUGUAUGUUUCCAAAGUGCGGAAGAAUAUUCUCUGCUGCUUACAUGCUUUUUGACCACGAAGCACAACACUACAACACUUUCACCUGCAAAGUCCCUGGCUGUGGAAAAGUAUAUCAUUCCGAACUUCAAUUACAACAGCACUUAACUGAGCAUUCAUCAAGUUCUCCAGUGCCAGAGUUGGAUAAGUCUGGGAAUCUGCCUAAAAUGACAAAAACAGUUGCUGGUAGUAAGUGUGUGAGUGUCAAAGGAAAAUCACUACAAAAGUCUAAUGCAAACAGAAAUUUGACUGCACCAUCUCCUCAUUCGUCAGAUGUUCCCAGUUCUACCAAGGCUAAAGAUCCUCGUAUGCCUGGUGUAUCCUUGCUAGACCAGAAAGCUGAUCCAGUGAGUUCCAGUGAACUAGAGAAUUCUAUGCAUAUGCUCGAUCAACUACUUCCAUCUUCAAGUGAGGUGCUCCCUAAUUCAGAUUUGUUAAGUCAGGUUUUACCAACCAACCCCGUGACUCAGAAUACUUUACCUAAAGCAGACAUGUUGGUUCAUUCUACUUUCCAAGCAGAAUCUAGAGAUGUUAAAUUGCCAUCCCUUGUUGAAGGAUUUCACACCCUUUUGAGUGAAAAUAAACUACUCACCAGUGCAGAUCCUGCAGAAGAGGCACAAACAAUAUUAAAUUCUGGUCUGGAAGAACAGUGCCUUUCAUUGUUUCACAAUGCAAAAAAUAGCAACCAAAUUCAGCCAAGUAAAUCUCAAUCUAAUGCUGUAAAUUCUACUGAAAGCAAGGUGGAAGGAGAUCAGCAGAUAAGUAACUUAAUGCCAUUUAAUGUUGCUAACCAAACUGCCCAGCUGUGUGAAAAUAAUCUAGUUAUGUCUGGUUAUGGAAACAGUGUAAAGACAGAAAACCUUAUGCCGCUGUCACUUGAAACAAGUAAUGCACUCUCAAAUGUGUUACCUCCUGUCAGUGAUGCCACAGUGACCCCAGUACCGCCAGCUCCAACUGAAAGGUUCAAAUGCAAUGUAGAGGGAUGCACACGAAUAUAUAACUCGGUUCAGAGCAUUGGCAAACACAUGAAAGGUACUCACCCUGAACAUUAUAUUGCUUUUAAAACAGAGCGCAAGAACAGAAAGAAACAAAAACCUACGCUGUCUGAUGAAAAACCUACUUAUUGUAUACUUUUAGGGCCAGGAGGUCAAAAUAAUUCUAGUUUUCAGUCACCUCUGCAUGUCAACCCAAGUUUCUGUAACCAAUUGCAACAUCUACCAAACCCUGUCUUCCCUACACAUCUUGGAAACCUAGUGAAUCCUUUGAGUCCUGUAGAAACUGAUAUGUCCCAAGGAAUACCUAAAAAUGUGUCAGAAACACUCUUAGGACCUGAAGUUGGAAAUCUGAGCAAUUCCAACUUGACAUCACAGAUAGAUGAUUUAGCAAAAGUUUUACCUAUGAAAUUUGAAAAUGGUUCAGACCCAUUUCUUCCAAUGCCAACAGAAAACGAUCCCCUCCCUGUCAUGUCAUCUUUGAGUGGAAAUUCCAUGUUCUCUCAACUUGGAGGCAGUUCAGAUCAUGUUCUGGCUGCCAGUGAGGCUAAUAACUUUUUGAAAGAAGAUGCUGAUCCUGAAACAUUUUCCAAACAGGUUGAUGGAACUGAUAUGGAUGCUAGUUUUAAUCUGGAUAAAUCGUCUACCAUGCUCUCAAAUUCUGCAGAUAAAAAGAAUGGUGCUGAAAGGACAAACAAAAAUAAAGAUCGAAGAUCAAAGCAUAGUCCUCGUGCGAAGUGCCCUGCAAUUAUUAGAGAUGGCAAGUUUAUCUGCAGCAGAUGUUUUAGAGUGUUUGAUAAUCCACGUUCUUUAGGUGGCCAUUUAUCUAAAAGGGCUGUGUGUAAGCCCCAUGGUGAUUAUGACCUUUCUCCAGUGGUUUCACAGAAAGACAGCCAACCCUCUAUGUUAGCAAGUAUGAUUCUUUCAUCUAGUCCAGAGAAAAAAGCACAGUCUCCUUCACAGAGUUUUAGCCCUGAAAUGACAGUUAAAGAUGAGCCCUUUUUGUCACCUAUUCAGUCUGACAAUGAGAGCACCCGGUAUUUGCACAGUGGAUUUAUACAUCCUAACAUAUCUGGCUAUUCACCCUCUGAGAACAAAAUUAGUAGUCCUGUUAAGCAUAGCUUUGAAACCUCUGAAAAUUUAAGCACCAAAACAUUGCCUCCCAACAUAAAUUCAGAUGAAUGCAUUACUGCUAGUCAUCAGAUGAACAUGGCUGAAUCAUCAACUGCUGUCCCCACACGGGUCUUACAGACUAGCUGUAGCAUUGAGGGUGGGCACAGUCUAGAAAACGUUGCUAUGAAUAACUGUGCUAGCAGAUCUAAACUUUCUAAAGUGGAACAAAUUAAAUCGGGCAAUGUCAUUUGUCCUGAUGUAGAGGCUAAUUCAUUUGAGGGAAACAAUUGCAUAUCAACACCAGUAAGCAGCACCAGAGUUUCUGUCAUUAGUGGACCUCAGAGUUCUGUAUCCACCACCAAAAAAAGGAGUAACAGUUCCAAAAGGAAGAAAAAAACAGAGCCUCCUGUUGCAGUAGAGGCUUCACAUGAACUAGCCAAAAAUAUUUUGGCAGCUGUGGGAGGAAACCUACAAAUGUCUACCGAUAUGCAACCAAACUUUAUGGCAUAUGGUUCUGAUUUAUUGGAAAACCUUGCAAAACAUUUGAGCAGUGCUGACAAAGAACUGUUUAUGGCUUGCAUCAAUGAAAGCCUUAAGGCUAGCUCAGAAACACAUGCAUUAUGCCAGCUUGCAGGAAAGCAAGAAAAAAAUGACACACUGCAAUACCCUGCAGUCACUUCUGAUCAUAAAGAAGUUGAAAAUCUAAACGUCCACAUGGACUUUAGGGAAAAGACAUUUGAACCUAUUCCUUCUGACCCCACUGAUGUUUAUGCUGUUAAUGGUAACUUUCAGAAUAUUGGCUCUACUUUGCCACAAAGUCAGUCUAGUGUGUCUAGCAGUAUGGAUGAUGAUAUAACUGGUGUCACACAUAGCAUACAUACAUCUACCAACACUGUUGCCAGUCCUAUUAGCAAAAUGAAUAUACCAAUCUGCUCAGUGUCACCUACCCAGGAAACUAGUGUUAAGUAUGAUGAGCAAGUGUUGGAGAUCAUGGACUUGGUACAGAAGCUUCAGAUUGUAGAUAAUGUGAUUUGUGAAGGAGUAGUAACAGAAGAGAAGUGUCCGCCUCUUGAAAAGUUACCCAUAAUGUCUAGUGUAAUAGUUCCAAAUCCAAGUGUAAGUGUAGUACCUGAACAAACACCUGAUGCACCUUCACAGUUAGGUGAUAAGUACAAUGAUAAACCUUUUAUUUGUCAAGAGGAGGGCUGUGCCUAUUGCGCAAUGACUAAAGAUGCUUUGUUCAAGCAUUAUACUAAAGUACAUUAUUACACAGAAGAAAAACUAGGAGAGAUAAAGAAACAUCAGCUUAAGUUUGCUCCCUUCAGAUGUGUUGUACCUUCAUGUCCAAAAACAUUCACCAGAAAUUCAAACCUACGUGCUCACUGUAUGUCCAUGCAUCAUUUCACCUCUGAACAAAUGGUACAGUUAAAAAUAAAAAGGCCUUAUGGUAAAAAAUCUGCUAGUGAAAGCACUGAACUUCCCCCAGAAAUGCCAAGUGGAAGUCCAGAAAUAAAAAAGAUGGUUGAACCUUUUGAAAUUGCUUUAGGAAUGACAAAAGCUGAAUCUAUGAACCAGAACACAGAGGUGUGCCAAGAAGUACCCACAGCGCAAGCAACAGAAGCCCCCCAGGUUGAAGAAAUUAAAAAAGAGCCUUCUGAUUUGCCUUCUGUAGAGUCAAAUUCUCUUACAGUUGAUCAAAAAAGCAAAAAAAGACGGAGAAAGCCAAAAGAAAAAGAACAAAGGCUUAAAAAAGCAAUAGAAAAAGAUGCCAAACUAAUCCAAGGUGGGUCUAAAACAUAUAAACCCUAUAAGUGUGUCCACGAGGGUUGCCCAGCAGCGUUUACAAUUCAACAGAACCUAAUGCUUCAUUAUCAAGCUUUUCACAAGUCAGAUAACUCUAAGUUCUCUCUGGAAGAUGACCUAAAAGAGGAUAGCAAUGGACCAAUUAUCAAAGAGUUCAGGUGUACAGAGAUUGACUGCUCUCGAAUAUUUUCCAGUUUUGCAAGUUUGAUACAACAUUAUGUGAAGCUUCAUGAGAUGAUUGCAGAAGAAAUUGAAAAUGUGAUCUCCACCAGUAAUAUUGGACAGUUUAAUUGUGAUCAAAGCCAAUGUGCAGCUACUUUUACCACUUGCUCACAAUACAUUGAACACCUCGAGGAAGUCCAUGACUUAAAAAUUAAACUUUCUAAAGUGGAAGGAGAAGAAAUGUAUAAGUGUGAUUGUGAAGGCUGUGACCGUGUUUAUGCCACUAGGUCUAAUUUGCUUCGGCAUAUCUUUCUCAAGCACAAAGAUAAACACAAGGAGCAUUUGAUCAGGCCCAGGAAAAUUAGUGUACAUGAUCAAGACACUAGUGAUGACAAGCUACCUAAAGAAAAACCCAAAGUACCCAAACAAAAGUGUGAAAACGAUGAUGGUCCUAAAGCAAAAAAAAGUAAAGUCCGCAAUGGAGAAAAAGAUCCUAAAAGCAAAACUGGCCCAUCAACUCUUAAAUAUGGCAGACAUACAUACUCCUUGAAGGAUAAAGAAGCUGCAUUAGCAGAAUGCCAAAACUCUCACACAAAGCAGUAUCCUUGCAUGAUCCGUGGUUGUACAUCUAUUGUUGCCACUGAACAUAAUAUGAUUAGACAUUACAAGUCUCACAAACUAUCUAGGCCUUUUGUUGCAAAGCACAAAAAAGCACUAAUUGUAUGCAAAAGGAUUGGACGGGCAAAAGCUAAAGCAGUGUCUCAGACACCCAAAUUAGAGUCUGCAGAAGACCUUGAAAAGCCAGAGGUUAAUAAGGAUCCCAGUGACACAACAUUGCCUCAACAAAAGCAAGCAACUCCCAGUUUACUUGAAAGCAGUGAUGAAUCCUCAAUUUCAACUUCCCAACAGAGUGAAACUGAAAAGGAUGAGAUGGACGAAUUAACUGAACUUUUUAUAUCAAAACUAAGCAAUGAGGAUAACACCAGCUCAGAUAGUCAAACAAGGACUUCACCCAUUGCAGGCAGUGACUUCCAGGAAUCAAGUUCUUGUCAGUCUGAGCCCCAGAGGCCUGUAAAUGUUGUAAAACGAACCAAUAAGCAAAAGCAUGGGACUCCUAAUCGGAAAAGAAAAUCUGAUGAGCACGAUGAAAUUCUAGCUGCUGAAACUAACAGCAUGCUUAGCGGUGAGGACAUAUUAGUUUCUGAUAGUUGUGAUGAGACACCCGCAUUUGAUUUAAGUUCUUUCAAGCCAAUGGGAUUUGAAGUGUCAUUCCUAAAGUUUCUAGAAGAGUCUGUUGUCAAAGAAAAGAAACCUGUAGAAAAUGAUCAUUGUAAGACUGACACACAGGCAGCACCACAGCCAACUGAAAAGAGACCAAGUCUUUCUGUUGAUGAGGACUUUGACAGCGAUAUAUACUUGCUCUUUUCUAACCCAUCACAUUUACCCAACAUGGACAAUGUAAAAAUAGUUUUACAUGAGGCAUUCAAUGAUUACAUUGAGCUUGUGCUUAAGCAGCUAAAUGAACUGAAACCUGUUGUGGUUCUAAAACGUGACAUUUGCUGCAGUGAACUUCCUAAUGUUGCAAAGGAACAAACUAUAGACUAAGAUGGUAAAGUCACAUUAUAGAAUGGUCCUAGUAUAUUCAAAGCCUGUACAUUUAUUGUGAACUAGAAGCUAUCACGCAUGCCAAUAAAUGUAUUUUUAUUAGGGUUUUUUGUGAAAGUGACAGGCCAAAAAAGAAAAAAAAAUGUCAUGGCUAAAGUCAUGCAAUGUUUUUAUUCCAUGUUAUCCCUAUGGGACUAAAGGAAAGGCAUUUUAUUAAGUUAUGUAAAUAUUGUUCCAAACCCUCUUUAUUUCUAUUGAUAAAUUGUCAUUUCCGUAAAAUUAACAAUUUGUGUAUUUUGCGUGAAAUUUGAUUUACUUGCCAGGUUCACUGCUCAUGUUUUACAGGAUAUUUGUAUAUAUUUUUUUUUUUGGGAGGGGGUGGGGGGGUUCAGUUUUUUUUCUUUCCUUUUUGUAAAUAUCAAUGUAACACAUUGCUGCCUAAGUCUAAACUAUUAAAUUACACAUUUAUAUUCGGAUUUUAAUUUGUUAAUCUAGCGAUCACAUUUUUUAAAGAAAAUUUGUAUUGAAAUUAUUUUGGGUUGCACAUUUUAUGUAAUUACUUAAACAGAGCAUCUAUUGAAAGUUUUUAAUAUGUAAAUACUUGAAAACUUUGUUGCAUUACACGUGUACAAUGCUUAUUGCUGCAAACCAGUCUGACCAUAUGGUUGACACAUGUACAAUCAAUACAGUAGAAAUUAUGAUUCUUUUUUCCUUCAGAUAGAGAUGGAUUUUAUGGGUGCUGUUUUACUAUUAGAUGUUUUUACAUUUGGCAAAAUGCUGUGCAAAAGAUCAGCAGUAUCCCUUUGGGUCUGAAUAAAAUUGCACUCAUUUAUCCCGCUUCCACCUCAUCAUGUAACAGUCUGUCCAGUUUUGCAGUACAUCGUUAUAAGUGCAAGGUUGAUAAAAUUCAAUUUUAAUUAGUUUUA
This is a messenger RNA of Bufo bufo (common toad), 9036 nucleotides long. RefSeq names its product zinc finger protein 292 (gene ZNF292). The record is from RefSeq and is a predicted model, not a curated record. The coding region runs from base 65 to 8110 and encodes 2681 amino acids. Gene Ontology annotation, cellular component: nucleus. The transcript has 8 exons. Gene Ontology annotation, biological process: regulation of transcription by RNA polymerase II. Gene Ontology annotation, molecular function: DNA binding; DNA-binding transcription factor activity, RNA polymerase II-specific. NCBI's taxonomy places the organism in Eukaryota, Metazoa, Chordata, Amphibia, Anura, Bufonidae.